Molecule: messenger RNA, 2480 nt
Organism: Eptesicus fuscus (big brown bat)
Lineage: Eukaryota; Metazoa; Chordata; Mammalia; Chiroptera; Vespertilionidae
Gene: GPR34
Product: G protein-coupled receptor 34
Exons: 3
Coding region: 326-1444 (372 amino acids)
Biological process (GO): G protein-coupled receptor signaling pathway
Cellular component (GO): membrane
Molecular function (GO): G protein-coupled purinergic nucleotide receptor activity
Source: RefSeq, a predicted model, not a curated record
CAACGUGUUAUGAUUUUUUAUGAUUUCCGAUGAUAAAUGAUCUUGAACUUAUUACCUUUAUGAAGUUCUGCUGUCUGCCUAGUUUCAAGGAGAGCGCUUUCUUUAUUAUGCUGCUGCUAUUUUAUGCGAUGAAUGCCGCUUCGGAAGCAUGGCCUGAAGGACUCGGUCGCCCUCAUCAUGCGGUCAAGCCACACGCAGGGUUAGGCUGCUGCUGCCAAACAGGACGAAUCUGAAGCCCUCACAGAAGCCACACGCGAGGAACAUGUCCUUCGGGACCUCCACCUUUUGAUCCUGCCAGGAGACGACGAGACGUCACACCGUGACCAUGACGACGGCAACUUCAGUCAGCAGCUGGACUUCCUGUCCCCAGGGAGCCUGCGUCCUGACCAACCACAGCGCCCCAUCGCCACGCAACUUCUCGGGGGCUCCGAAUGCCACCGACUGCCCCAUGGAUGAGCACUUGCUCUCUCGAGUGCUCACCGCAUUCUACUCGGUGAUCUUCCUCGUGGGGCUGGUGGGAAACAUCAUCGCCCUCUACGUGUUCCUGGGGAUCCACCGCAAGAGGAACUCCAUUCAGAUCUACCUCCUGAACGUGGCCGUCGCAGACCUCCUGCUCAUCUUCUGCCUCCCCUUCCGCAUCAUGUACCACCUUAACCAGAACAAGUGGGUGCUCGGCGUGGUUCUCUGCAAGGUGGUCGGGACGCUCUUCUACAUGAACAUGUACAUCAGCAUCAUUCUGCUCGGGUUCAUCAGCUUGGAUCGCUACAUAAAAAUCAAUCGGUCCAUCCAACAGCGGAAGGCGGUAACGACCAGGCAAAGUAUUUACGUUUGCUGUACAGUAUGGGCCGUCGCUCUGGCUGGAUUCUUAACUAUGAUUAUUUUAACCCUCAAGAAAGGAGGCCACAAUUCUACAAUGUGUUUCCAUUAUAGAGAUAAAAUGAACGAGAAAGGAGAAGCUAUUUUUAAUUUGGUUCUUGUGGUGAUGUUCUGGCUGAUUUUCCUACUCAUAAUCCUUUCCUAUAUUAAGAUCGGCAAGAACCUACUGAAGAUUUCGAAAAAGAGGUCCAAAUUUCCCAAUUCUGGCAAAUACGCCACGACAGCCCGCAAUUCCUUCAUCGUGCUGAUCAUUUUCACUGUGUGUUUUGUCCCUUACCACGCCUUCCGCUUUGUCUAUGUUUCCUUACAGCUCAACGUGUCAUCGUGUUAUUGGAAGGAGAUCGUUCACAAAAUCAACGAGAUCAUGCUGGUCUUCUCCUCGUUCAACAGCUGCCUGGACCCGGUCAUGUAUUUCCUGAUGUCCAGUAACAUCCGCAAAAUCAUGUGCCAGCUUCUCUCUCGAGGGUUCCAAGGGGACUCGAGCCGGAGCGAAAGCACCUCGGAGUUCAAGCCGGGGUACUCCCUCCACGAGACAUCAGCCGCGGCGAAAAUUCAGACUGGCUUCUAAAGCCUUUUUGGCCAGCGCAUGAAAAAGCCUCUCCAUUCCUUGAAGAACGACACAUUUUCCGGAACGAAAUGCUAGCAUUUGCAAGGAUCGGAUCUCCUCCGUGCUCCUAUCUUAUUUGUGACUAGAGGCCUGGUGCAAGAAUUCGUGCACAGGUAGGGUCCCUAGGCCCGGCAGGCAAUCAGGGCUGAUCGGGGCCUUUCUUCCCCCAGCUGACGGCCAGGGCCUUCCUUCGUUUGGCACCCCCCCCUGGUGGUCAGCGCACAUCAUAGCGAGCGUUCGAACUCCCAGUCAGUCAAACUCCCGAGGGGACAAUUUGCAUAUUAGCCUUUUAUUAUAUAGGACAUUUCAUUUGCUUAAUUGUAAGAUAUUUCAAGGAAAAGAAAAGCUUACGCUUAUCACUAGAUUUUUAAAUCUGUGUGUAUAUCUUUUCAAAAGAUAUCGUUAAGUUAACACUCUUUUUAAAAGUUUUACAUUUUCUUUAAUUUUCAAAAAAAUCCUCACCUGAGGAUAUCCCCCUUCUCCCCCCCGACUUUUAGAGAGAGUAGAAUGGAGAGAGAGGGAGAGAGAGAGAGAGAGAGAGAGAGAGAGAGAGAGAGAGAGAGAAACAUCUACUGGUUGCUUCCCUCACGUGCCUGGGAUUGAACUUGCAACUGAGGUACAUGCCCUUAACCUGACUCUAACCUGUGACUCUUUGGUCUGUGGGCCAAAACUCUAACCACUGAGAACCUGGCCAGGUCUAAGCUAACACUCUUAACAAAGAUUAUAAAGUUAAGUGAAAUGUAUGGCUUCAACAACAGGAUGAUUAAAGGAAAUGUCAUCAUUUCUCAAGUCACUAAAGUAGUUACUUAAAAUUAAGCACCUAAUACUAAUUUAAAGUGUGUUUAAAAGUAAGUUCAAUGAUUUGAGGACUGAUUGAAAAUGUCAGAAAAUAGAUGUUGAUUGUCACUUAAAAAGCUUGUAAUUUGCCUCUGUAUUAAUUGAUGCCUAAACCUCUAUAAGAGAUGAAUUGAUAAUAAACUUCUAAUAAAACAUGAAA